Molecule: messenger RNA, 7948 nt
Organism: Sus scrofa (pig)
Lineage: Eukaryota; Metazoa; Chordata; Mammalia; Artiodactyla; Suidae
Source: RefSeq, a predicted model, not a curated record
ACAGCUGGUGCCUCUGAAGGCGGCCGGCGAGCGGACUGGCGUGAGGUGCUGGUGGCCCGCCGCGCCACGCUGCGGGAGCCACCGCCGCCGCCUCGCACCGCUGCACCAUGUCCGGCCAGCUGGAGCGUUGCGAGCGCGAGUGGCAUGAGCUGGAGGGAGAAUUUCAGGAACUGCAGGAAACUCACAGGAUCUACAAGCAGAAGCUAGAGGAGCUGACCGCAUUCCAGACUUUGUGUAGCAGCUCCAUCAACAAGCAGAAGACGCGACUGAAGGACCUAAAGCACACACUCCAGAGGUACAAGCGCCAUGCCAGUCAGGAGGAAGCAGAGCUUGUUCAGCAGUUGGGUGCCAACAUCAAGGAGCGGCAGAAUGUCUUCUUUGACAUGGAAGCCUACCUGCCCAAGAAGAAUGGGCUCUACUUAAAUCUGGUCCUUGGCAAUGUGAACGUGACCCUUCUCAGCAAACAGGCCAAAUUUGCCUACAAGGACGAGUAUGAGAAGUUCAAGCUCUACCUGACUAUCAUCCUGCUCCUGGGUGCUGUAGCUUGUCGAUUUGUCCUUCACUACAGGGUGACGGAUGAAAUCUUUAACUUCCUGCUGGUGUGGUAUUACUGCACCCUGACGAUUCGAGAGAGUAUUCUUAUCAGCAACGGCUCAAGAAUCAAAGGCUGGUGGGUGUCUCAUCACUACGUGUCCACAUUCCUGUCUGGAGUGAUGCUGACCUGGCCUAACGGACUAAUUUAUCAGAAGUUUCGAAAUCAGUUUUUAGCGUUCUCCAUCUUUCAGAGCUGUGUCCAGUUCCUGCAGUAUUAUUACCAGAGGGGCUGCCUUUACCGGCUGCGGGCGCUGGGGGAGAGGAAUCACUUGGACCUCACAGUGGAAGGAUUCCAGUCCUGGAUGUGGCGAGGCCUCACCUUCCUUCUGCCCUUCCUGUUCUGUGGCCAUGUGAGUCUCCCUGGAGUUUGUGGGUGUCCCUGGACUGGGCCGGCCUCCCAGGAACAGUUCCCCAGGCCUGUCUCUCUUGGCAGCCAUCCUGGAGCUGGGCCCCCCCAGCUCCUGGGACCAGGAUGGCCCCUGGGUCCAGGGAUGCCCGAGGCAACAGCCAGAACAGUCCCUUGGCCAAACAUGCCCAACCCCAGGCCCUCAGGCUGCUCCGGCCUAGGGUGCUGCAGGUUCUUUUGAGGGGUUGUCAGUGUCUUAGGGCAAAUGAAAGCAGAAGCUGGGGGGCUUGGCCUCACUCCCUGGGCUUUCCCAUGUGGGUCUCCAGGGGAGUCAUGCGGGGUGAGCAGUGCCUGCCUCCCCUUUCUCCAGUUCUGGCAGCUCUACAAUGCCGUCACGUUAUUUGAGCUCUCCAGUCACGAGGAAUGCAAAGAAUGGCAGGUGUUCGUGUUGGCGCUCACGUUCCUCAUUCUCUUCCUCGGCAAUUUCCUGACCACACUCAAAGUCGUGCACACCAAACUCCAGGAGAACAGAAGCAAGGCCAAGAAGCCAUAAGCCAUGGGGUCGCCCCCCGUGCCCCUGGACUUUGAGACAGCGGGGGACUCCCAAGUGGCAUCCUCGCUGCCGGAUAUCCUCCCCACCAGUGCCAGUGGCCACUGGCAGCAGUGACCUCAGGGGCCAGGGGCAUCGCUGGGAGCAGGGCCUCGGCCCUGGUCCCCAGCUGGACGAGAGGAAUGUGACCCCAGCCUGUGGGCUCAGAAUUAGCCCGCCCCAGCCUCCCUAUUUAUGACAUAUUUAAUAUUGGCCUCGCCCCUUCCCUAGACUCUGCGGCCUUCCUUACCCGCUGCUCGCUGCUCAGCGAGACUGGGUCAGUCUUCCUGGGGCGGGGGGGAGGCUAAGCCUCAGGGAGCCCCUAUGUCCCCCAUCCUGUCAUGUAAACCCCUCAGGUUGGGCACUGGACAUUCCUCGCUGGGGCUGGUUCUCCACUGACCUGCUAUUUACGCGGCCCCCUGGGGAGCGAAAGGAAGCCCCUCAGGGUCCUGUGGAGCCUCCUUACCUGGGGCGCACAGCUUCUGCUGUAAGCUCCCAGCCUCGCUCCGCAGCGGGGACAUUCAGGUUCUCAGAGAACCCCUGUCAGUCUGUGCUUCGUGCUCUUUGUGCUUCUGAGCCUCCCCGCGCGGGCCUCCUGGGGAAAACGGCCGUGCCCCGCUGAAGCUCGGGGCUUGGCCUGAGGCGGGAGGGUUGAGGGGCACCACCAGAGGGCGCCCUUGCACCAUCCUGUGGCCGGUUUGAGGGCGGGCCCCACCGUCCCCCCCAACCCCCCCCCGCGCCCCCUUGUCCACAACGACCCUUAUGGGGUUUCCUGACCCCUGCUCCUCAGCCCUCCUUCCUUAAUUCUUGCAGUGAGCCCUCAAGGAGUGGGACCAAGACCCUCAGCACUGGUUAGGACUCAGCUGGUGUGUAAGUCACCCAUGCUCUGGCUGCCUCCCUUCGCCUCAGAGGUUCUGGAAUGUGGGGAGAGUCAGAGCAGGCUCACUUGGAGGAGACCGCACUCUGGAGGCCAGGGCAGGGCUGCUGGUCACUUCAUGUUAGGUUCUGUAUUCGUGAGGAGGGUGAAGACGCCAACAGGUUUGGUUGCAUUUUUUGCUGCUUCUCACAUGGGCCUCAGCUGCUUUUAAUGACUUGCCUAGAAAUCCCCUUUGACCUGAGUUCACAGAUGGCGCCCAGUGUCAUGCUUCAGCCCUCAAAGGGGUUUAAAUUUUUUUAAUAUGAAAUUUCCCCUCCCCCCUGUAUGAUUCCACAUGAAAAUCCACAUUUCUGCUUUCCCUGGAGAAAUGGAAAGAUCUAGCAACAUUCCCCUAGGGCAGCAUUUGCCUGGGCUGAGCUGCCUUGUCCAGGAUGGGGUGCUUGCUUUCUGGCUUGCCACAGGCCCCACCACUCCCUUUUAUCCCUGCCCUCUUUCACUCAUUUGGGUCUCCCAUCUGGUCCUUUAGGCACUUGGGUUUGCCCCAGACUAGAAACUGGGCAAACUUUUUCUGUAAAGGGCCUCAUGGUCUGUCACACUACUCUAACCUGCAGUUGUAGGGCAAAAGCAGCCAACACAUGAAUGAAUGGGCGUGGCUGUGUUUCAAUAAAACUUUUAUUUACAAAAAUAGGUGGCCAGAUUUGGCCCACAGUUGUUUGUGGACCUCUGUCCUAGACUACUGUUUGUCCGCAAGGCCUUGGGGAACCUAGGUAGGGUGGGCUGGACUUUGGAAGUCUCUUUCUCAGGCCCAGUGGACCAACGCACUGGGCAAAGGAGGGGCUGAGGCAGGAGCCCCUGAAGCUGUUACCUCCUCUUAGCACUGAUUCCUGAGCUAACUCGGCAGCCACCAGCCCUCAAUCUCUGGGGCAUCAGGAUCACCUGGGGCACUUGUUUAAAAACUCCUGGGCCCGUGACCUCAGACCUUUCAGGAGAUUCAGAGAAUGUGUGCUGGGUGUUGAUCAAGUCUGUAAACGAAGGGCGCCAGGAUGGCCUUGGUUUCAGAUCUCCCUAUCUUGACAGAAGUGGAGCCUGGGAGGGACAGUGGAGAGCUUGAUGACUAGUUAAUGAGCCAGUGCCGUCCUGCUGCAGGUAGCGAAACUGUCCUAGAGAGCCUGACUUGCCCAAGAUCACUUGGAGCUGAUGUCCCUUUUCAUCUGGCAAGUAGUUGGAGAAGAGGGGUUGCAGGGGAGGAGACGCUGAGCAGGGGUCAGGUGGACUGUCCAGGAAAUACUUUUUGCUCUUUGGGAAGUUCCUUUUGCCUUUGUAUAUGCCCAGCUCUGGAGAGGUGGCAGCCAAGCCAAAGGCUGAGACUGAAGUCUUCUGUGAGGCGUGGAGGAGGAAGGGCAGGAGGGGGCUGGUGCCUGUGUUCUUCUGAUAGGCCCCAGUCCCAUCGUGGCGGUAGCCUGGAUUCCUAGGAGGAGGAAGCCAGAAGCUGAAGGAUGCAGCCAUGCCUAUCUCAGGAGUCCAGGGAGGCCUCACCCAGAAGGCUGCAGGGUUUGGUCAGGUUCAUGAAAGGACGCCUGCUUUCCACAGGGGCCUGCCUUUUCAGGCCCCUAGGAGAUGGAACAGGAUGGUGGUUAAGAGCCCAGGCUCUGCAGUCAGAGUGACUGGGAUGGGAUCCUGGCUCUACUUAAGGUUAGCUUUGUGACCCUAGGCAAGCUACUUAACCUUUCUGAGUCUUGGUCUCUCUGUAAAACAGAGAAAGCUAACAGUACUUGCCUCAAGGUUAUAAGGAUUAAAUAAGUAAUAUAAAGUGCUCAGACAAGUGGGCUAGCAAUAUUAAUAUUUAAAAAUUAUUAUUCUUAGAAUCCUGUUGGCUUCAGGCCCCCAAGGGCCAUUAAGGCACCCCAGAUGCAGAGGUCAAAGGCCUGGGAAGCUUUUUGGCCAUAGCUGUGCCCAAGUACCUGGGCUCCUGGCAGUGGGGUGGGGUAGAGGAGGGGCCCCUGGCCCACCUGCAUGUAGGUGAUGGGCUCCAGCUGGGCUGCCCGGAGCUUGCGCAGCUGUUCCUUGUCCUUCCUCAGGUCUGUCUUGCAGCCGAUGAGCACCGUGGGGGUCCCACGGCAGAAAUGUGUGACCUCAGGGAACCACUGCAGAAGGAGAGGCUGGGCAUCAGGGUUGGGGCCCCAUCUGUGGCCCCUUUUCCACGGGCUGGUGGGCUGGGAGGUGGGCCUCACCUUGAUGAGAACGUUGUCAUAGCUGGUGGGGUUCAUGACAUCGUAGCAGAUGAGCACGAGGUGGGUGUUCUGGUAGGACAGGGGCCGUAGCCGGUCAUAAUCUUCCUGCCCUGAAACCAGACAGUGGGGGUGGGGUGGGGAUGGUGGUCAGGGAGGUACCCUUGACUUCACCUGAGUCCCUGUCUGAGCUCAGAGGGGCAAGGGAGGGGUUGGGGUCUCUUGGGCAAGCCACUCUGUGUCUCUAGGCCUUGGUUUCCUCAUCUGUAACACAGAAGUGGAAGCCUACAGUCCUGGUGGUAGCAGAGAUUACACAAAAUAAAAGCCAUGCGGGGCUCGGAGAUGGGACAGACUGCAGGGUAAGUGCUGGGAGAACCACUAGCAAUCAUGGCCGUGACAAUCCUCGCCCUCCCAUCCGUGCCCUGGAGCUCAGUUUAAAAGCUCAGAUUCUGAAGUCAAAUCCCUCCCUCCCCGAAGAUUCAGACCAGAGGGGCUGGGUGGGCCCAGGACAUUGCAGUUAACUGUGAAGGGUGCCCUGGAACCUGGACUGAGAGGUGCAUGGUUGAACUCCUGCUGUUCUGGCCUAGUGGGGUGGGGGGACUGCUGGAGGCAACAAGCAUUUGCCCGCCCAGGUCCACAUGCUGCCUCACGUGGGAGAAAUGAACAAUUCUGAUACUCGGCCCCUCCCAGCACCAACUGAAUCAGAACCCAAGGCUGGGCGUGGGCAAUGGUGGGUUGGUUUUUUGUUUUUUUUUUUUAAUGUUCUUAGUAAUUUUUGAUUGACAAUUUCAAAUCUACAGAAAAACAGCAAAGAAGAGUGCAAAGAACUCCCUUAUUCAGGUUCACUGAGGCUUUACGUUUUGCCCACUUGCUUUAUCUGUAUGUAAACACUUGGAACCAUGUGAGAAGUAAUUGCAGACCUUUUACUUCUUAACUGCUCAGGAGAGUUCCCAUGUAGUUUUUCUAAGAACAAGUACGUCUUCUCACCUACCUCAGUCCAAAUAUCAUACUCAGAAACCAGCACUGACACUGUACUCUUCUAGUCCAAUCUAAUACAGGCUAUAUUUAGAUUUCACCAAUAAGGGCCUGGACUAUUUUUCCCCCAGUCCAGAAGCAGGCUCAGGAUUAUGCCCUGCAUGUGGUCGCCAUGCCCCAGUAUUUUUGAAAAAUUCCCACAGUGAGAAAUGAGAGCCAUUCAGGCCCACAGGCAACCCCCAGCCACCUCCACAGAAAGGCUCAGGCAGUGACUUCCUUCCGGGGAACAUGGAACCUGGAGCCCAAGAAUCUGCCACCCCUCACUCUAGACUAUGGUUGCCAGGGUGGUGCCAGCCUGUCCUCUACCUCCUCCUGCCAAAGACUUCUCAGGACAAGUGGCCUCGGAGUUCCCUUCAUGGCUCAGCAGUUAACGAACCCAACUAUUAUCCAUGAGGACGUGAGUUUGAUCCCUGGCCUUGCUCAGUGGGUUAAGGAUCUGGCAUUGCCUGAGCUGUGGUGUAGGUUGCAGACACGGCUCAGAUCCCAUGUUGCUGUGGCUGCGGUAUAGGCCAGCAGCUGUAGCUCUGAUUUGACCCCUGGCCUGGGAACUUCCACAUGCUGGGGGUGUGGCUCUAAAAAGCCGGGGGGCGGGGGGGAAGGUCAAGGGGCCUCUCCAGGGAGCACAGAAGGCCAUGCCCUGCUCUUAGACCCCUGCCACCACCUCCUUUUGCACUUGCUCCCUUUCAACCCAGGGAUUCCUGAGAGUGUGCAGUGACCAUGCUGUCAUUCAACCAAAGUCCCCUCCACCCUGGAGAAGGGGGGCCCAGCAGACUCAGGCCCUCCUGCCCUCAUUUCUACAAAGCUGGAAAAAUUCUUGUAAGAUGGUGGAGAGCCAGCUCAACAUGUUACUUCAGCCCAUCUCCUCCCCUCGCCACACAUGUCCCCAAACUGUCCCCUCUCCUAACCUUUGUCUACAUCUUUCUAGACCUGGACUAUCUGAUAGGGUCACUUAGCCCCAUGUGACUAUUUAACUUAAUUAACAUUAAAAAUUCAGGUUCUCCAUUGCACUGGCUACACUGAAGUGACUGACUGUCACACGGGGCUAGUGGCCACCAUAAUGGGCACUGCAGGGGCAGAACAUUUCCAUCGUUGCAGAAAGUUCUCUUGGACGGCAGGGCGCCAUCCUCACCCAAGCCACCAUUGGUCUCCUGUGCCACCUCCUCCCUGGUCUCCCACUGCCCUUCAAUCCUGGCAGCUGGAUGGAUCUUAAAACACAAAUAAAAUCAUGUUCCUCUCCCCUCAACUGAAACACCUUCAAUGGCUCCCUCCUGCCCUUUGUGGAAAAUCCAAGCAUCUACUAGUGGUCCACAGGACCCUAGCGCCCACCAGCCUUGACGUCAUCCCCCUCCCUCCUUCCCCCUCACUCACUGGGUGUCUACAAUGUGAGGAUGCUGCUCAUAAUUCUGGUCUCAUGUCCAUUCUGAUUCCCUUGAAGAAACAUGACAGGAGAUGACAAGCAGUUGUCAAGUGGGGCUACUGCACUCUGAUGUCUUCCCUCGUCUUGCCGGCUGAUUCCUCAGAGAGGCCUUCCCUGGACACGCCAAGUCUGUCCCCUGUUUGUCCCCUAAUCUGUACUCAUACACCUUCAUGUUCACUGCCUGUCUGCCUGUAAGCACACUGAGGGCAGGGUCUAUGUCUGUCCUUAAAAAUCAUUCCUGGAGUUCCCGUCAUGGCUCAGCAGUAACAAGCCUGACUAGUAUCCAUGAGGAUGUGGGUUCGAUCCCUGGCCUCACUCAGUGGGUUAAGAAUCUGACUUUGCCAUGAGCUGUGGCAUACGUAGGUCACAGACAUGGCUCAGAUAUGGCGUGGCUGUGGCAGCUGCAGCUCCAAUUCAGCCUCUAGCCUGGGAAUUUCCAUAUGCUCCAGGGGUGGACCUAAAAGAAAAAAAUUCAUUCCUGGCACCCGGUAGGCACCAUCGGCUGGUGGGCUGUUUUGAAGUUGUUCAACUCUUGGCAGAUGCAGCGGAGAUAAGGGCUGAGAUGCACCACUGGGUUUAGCAAUUGGGGCCUGUGAUGACUUCAGCAGGGCUGAUGGAGGCAGAAGUCAGGCUGCAGCUGAAGGAGGAAGUCAGACCAAGCCUGCUCCUAGCUCAGGACCUCUCCCUUGCUGGUCCCUCUUCUAGAAGGCUCUUUCCAGGGACACAUAAGACCCUGAGGACAGGGGUCAUCUUUGUCUGUACCGGUCACUGUUACAUCGCCUGGGAUACCGGCAAGCUUAAUAAACAUUUGGGGAACUAAUGAACAAACUAACUAGUGGGUGAAUAAAGUGUAGUGAUCAUC